GGCAUAUAUAAGAAGUAGUACAUGGGUAUGUAAGCAAAGCAGUGACCACGGAGAGAGAGAGAGAGGUUUUGACGCAACACACUUUCACUGAGAAAGGAUCUCUAUCUACCAAGGAGCAGAAUAAAACCCUUCUCUCUGGUAAGUGAAUAAGAGAAUGGCUUCAGAUCGGAAACUUCACACUUUCGAGGAGGUGGCAAAGCACGACCAGACCAAGGAUUGCUGGCUCAUCAUUUCUGGCAAGGUGUAUGAUGUCACCCCUUUCAUGGAGGAUCAUCCCGGAGGUGAUGAGGUUUUGUUAUCUGCAACAGGGAAAGAUGCAACCAAUGAUUUUGAAGAUGUUGGACACAGUGAUUCUGCUAGAGAUAUGAUGGAAAAAUACUACAUUGGUGAGAUUGAUUCAUCAACUGUACCACUAAAACGUACCUACAUUCCACCUCAGCAAGCUCAGUACAAUCCUGACAAGACUCCAGAAUUUGUGAUCAAGAUUUUGCAGUUCCUGGUCCCUCUCCUGAUCUUGGGCUUGGCCUUUGUUGUGCGACACUACACCAAGAAAGAGUAGAGCUUCUUUAUCACAUUGGACCCUGGUGAAGGGUCUGUUAAGACAUUUUAUACAGUGUCAUUUGAAGGACAGUGUUUAGUUUAUUUCUGGGGUCUUUAGAAUUGAAUCUGGAUUUGACUGGAGAACCUAAUGUUGGACGAUAAGUUUCGUUUCUUUUUUAUUAAGGACAGUGUCAUUUUAAGGGUCUUUGCUGCUUCUUUUAUAA
Glycine soja is the source of this 764-nucleotide messenger RNA. Its product is annotated as cytochrome b5-like. Gene Ontology annotation, cellular component: membrane; intracellular membrane-bounded organelle. NCBI's taxonomy places the organism in Eukaryota, Viridiplantae, Streptophyta, Magnoliopsida, Fabales, Fabaceae. Gene Ontology annotation, molecular function: heme binding. Bases 155 to 559 code for a protein of 134 amino acids. The transcript has 4 exons. The record is from RefSeq and is a predicted model, not a curated record.